AUGUGCCUGACAAAAUCACAAAACAACAAUUAGGUAAACAAAAUUAUACAACGGUCGGGGUGUGCACGUCGAAAUGCACGUACUAUUAAUUUUAAAUUCAUUUCCAAUUAACAACUCAAUAAAUUUCACUGAAAAUCUAUAUUGUAGUAUAACUGAUUUAUUACACAACUUAUUGAUUUUCAAGCCAUCUAAAUACCUACUUAGGUCGCAAGUGAAGCUAUAAAAAAUCAACAGAUACUCAUGACAAAUUGUUUGUUUAUCAUUAUUAUCUAAAAUAUAAUAAGGAAAAUACUCUGUUUUAUUACAUAAAUAUGUUGUUUUAUCACGUCAAUGUAUUUUUAUCACAGUUAGGUAAAAUACAAUAUUGUCGUCAGUUACACAACAGCAUUCAAUUACUAAAGAAAUCAAUAAAACGGUUUCAAUUAUUCAGAGAGCUAUUAUUCAAUUUCGUUUAUGAAUUAUUAAACUAUAAAUUACUUUUACGUAUUUGAUAUAAUUUAAAGUGGUACACAUUAGUUACAAAAGUUAUCAGCAGAUAACUUGUGGAAAUUAUUAUAUUUCAAUUUUAUGAGUAAUUGAAUUAAAAUUUGUAUUUACUGAGCUGUUAAUUGGUUUCUAAAAAUUACUAUUUUUUGUGUAGAUAAAAAGCUCAUAAAAUAAAACAUGGCAUUCACUUAAACUAUGGAAAUAGUGUGAACAAAUCCAUAUUAUUAGAAAUAUUUAAAUCAAAAAUACUAAAAUUGAAAAAGCAUAUAUUGUCAAGGUCAAUUGUAAUAAACACAUCAAGCCAAUUCCAACAGUAUCAUUUAUAUAUACAAUGACAGUGAAUAACAUUAAUACAAUUUGCCUGCAACAAUAAACAACACUGAUAAAACCCAUUGUUUACUAAGUUACAAAAUUGAAAAAUAGUGGGUAAGAUAAAUAAUAAGGCUAAAAAUAAAUAGUAUGAGCAAAUAUUUGCUGCAUCCAGCAUAAAGAUUUUAAAAUUAAAUCACAAGAGACGUGAUUAUUAAAAUACAAACAAGACAAAUACGUUUAAGACUUGUUUAUCAAUUAUCAACAUUACUUAAUCAGUUGUUUCCCCAGAUAGUGCUCCAAGUAAAAUGGAAAGAAUUAGGCAGAGAUUGUUACGAAGGCUUGAAUCUGAAGGUUCGCAAGACGAUGAGGAGCCCUACUUCACGAAACCGGUGUCCAGCAGUUACGAAAGCAAACGUCCCAGGGCGAACACAGUUUCAGAGGGCACAAAGUCAACUUCAUCGGACAAAACGCCGACAGUUUUUCGAUGGGAGGGCGGCGGCCGUGAUGUACAAAUUAGUGGCACGUUUUCCAAUUGGGAAACGAUUCCGAUGGUCAAGAGCCACGGCGAUUUCGUAACUAUCAUAGACCUACCUGAAGGUGAACACCAGUAUAAAUUUUACGUGGACGGCGAGUGGAAAAAUGAUCCAGGCAACAAGAUGAUUGAAGACAAAGAGGGCAUUAAGAACAAUUUGAUUUCUGUCAAAAAGUCUGAUUUCGAGGUGUUCCAAGCCUUGGAUAAGGACAGUGAGAAUGUCACGAAUGAUGCUCAGAAGGAGUUUGGACAGGAGAUUCCAGCUAACAAGCCAUGGGAGAAAGUAUCUGGGCCUCCCAUUUUGCCGCCGCAUUUGUUGCAAGUUAUACUUAAUAAGGAUACCCCUUUAUCUUGUGAACCAACAUUACUACCAGAACCAAAUCAUGUGAUGUUAAAUCACCUAUAUGCCUUGUCAAUAAAGGAUGGUGUGAUGGUUUUGAGUGCGACUCAUCGUUAUAGAAAGAAAUAUGUCACUACUUUGUUAUAUAAGCCUAUUUAAUUUAACUAGAUGUGUAAUAUAUUGUAUUAUAAGAUUGUGUUAAUUAGAUUUGCUAAAAAUUAACAAACUUAUUACUUUUAAUGUGUAUAUAGUGUUUUAUAUCAGAAUUUUGUUUUAAGUUUUAGUGUUCAAGUAUUUUAAUGUAUGGCUAAAUGUGUAUACAAAGCUUUGAAAAUGAAAACGAAUUACAUUGUUAAAAAUUUUAUUUAUUUCAAUAAAAUGUACUUUGACAAUAAUAAAAUGGGUCAAGUAAAAA
Aethina tumida (small hive beetle) is the source of this 2085-nucleotide messenger RNA. RefSeq names its product 5'-AMP-activated protein kinase subunit beta-1 (gene alc). Gene Ontology annotation, molecular function: protein kinase binding. NCBI's taxonomy places the organism in Eukaryota, Metazoa, Arthropoda, Insecta, Coleoptera, Nitidulidae. The coding region runs from base 1104 to 1829 and encodes 241 amino acids. Gene Ontology annotation, cellular component: nucleotide-activated protein kinase complex; nucleus; cytoplasm. Gene Ontology annotation, biological process: signal transduction. The transcript is spliced from 4 exons. The record is from RefSeq and is a predicted model, not a curated record.